This is a messenger RNA of Salvelinus sp. IW2-2015, 696 nucleotides long. NCBI's taxonomy places the organism in Eukaryota, Metazoa, Chordata, Actinopteri, Salmoniformes, Salmonidae. The record is from RefSeq and is a predicted model, not a curated record.
AUGGAACGGCUGGGAGACCCCGAGGAGAGGUUUGAGAGCAGGCGGAGUCUACCAUGGUGUGGACAGAACGGUCGUUUAGGGAAGCUGAAUCAGGCUCUGCUGCCAGCUGGAGUGUUGUUGGUCUUUCACUCGUGUUAUAUCUGUAAACGUUGGACUAUUUUGCUGCCACUGGUGAACAAUCUUCUGAGAACUGAGGGAAAAUGUUUCUUCUUUGGCAUCCUUUGCGUUCUGUCAGUCACGUCGAUUGAAAGUGUCAGAGGGGACCAAGGUGUCGAAGCUCGUAAGCAGGAGAUCAUCAAAGUGACUGAGCAGCUGAUUGAGGCCAUCAACAAUGGAGACUUUGAAGCCUACACGAAGAUCUGUGAUCCUGGCCUGACAUCCUUUGAACCAGAGGCCUUGGGAAACCUCGUGGAGGGAACUGACUUCCACAAGUUCUACUUUGAGAACGCUCUGUCCAGGAGCAAGCAAGGGCCCGUCCACACCAUCCUGCUCAACCCCCACGUGCACCUGAUCGGCGAGGACGCGGCGUGCAUCGCCUACAUCCGCCUCACCCAGUACAUGGACGCCAGCGGCAUGCCGCGCACCAUGCAGUCAGAGGAGACACGCAUCUGGCAGCGCCGUGACGCCAAGUGGCAGAACAUCCACUUCCACCGCUCCGGCUCACCCACUGUGCCCGCCAAGUAAGUUGAGAUGAUU